UUUUACAUUUUAUAGGUUUUUCCUUCAUUAGAUUGAUGUUCAGCUGUGUAUCUAAUUCUAUUUAAAUUAGAUGUUGCAAUGCUGGAUAUAAUACAUUUUCUUUUUUAUUGGAUGCUGGAUAUAAAACUUCUGUAGCUCCUAAGAAGUUUUAAAUGGUAGGUGAUCAUUCUGCACUACUUACUGGAUAUAAUACGUAUGGUUCACUUGAGUUUUGAUUCUAUCUCAUUUUUUUAGCUCGUGUCCUAAAAUUAUUUGGCAAAGAAAAUGGACGGGGUGAAUUUCUCAUCAACAUUACAGUGGCCCUACCUAGCUCCCAUGGCAAGAAGUUCAUGGGAAAGAUUUCCGAAGAAAAGUCUGGUGGGUUUGUCACUUGUGAGAGCCAUUUCGAAGAAAAGUGUGUUGACAAUAUAGUGGGUAUUGCAUAUGUAAUGGAUAUGCUGGAUUAUGUUGAAAAGGUUGAUAAACUAGAAAGUUUUACUGUGGGAGCAAUUGCGCAUAAGCCUACCUACUUUGUACCUGAUUCAAUGUCCGUGUGGAAUCUGCUGAGAGAGUUCCGCAUAGGAAGGUUCAUAUGGCUAUUGUUCUAAAUGAAUAUGGUGGAACUGUGGGAGAUAUGGUGAAGCUUGUGAUUCAGAGAUAUACUAGAGAAGCUGGUGUGCAAAAUCUAGAGAGAAACUUAGCUGCCCUGGCUCGUGCAGCUGUUGUUAAAGCUGUUGAGCAAGAAUGUGCAGUUCUAGUCAGCAAAGAUGUAUACCCGAUGGCAGAAUGACUUCUUGAUACAAGACUUGCAGAUAGUGCUAAAGUUGAAAUGGAAGUCAUUCCAAUGGGUGUUAACGGACAUGAAAUAUCAAAUGCUCUUAGGAGUACCCCAGCAUUGGUUGUAGAUGAGGCUAUGCUGGAAAAGAUACUGGGGCCUCCUAGGUUUGAUGACAGAGAAACUGCAGAACGUAUGGCAACUCCUGGAGUAUCAGUUGGGCUUGUCUGGACCUCCUUUGGUGGAGACGUCCAGUUCGUUGAGGCCACAUCAAUGGUGGGAAAGGGUGAUUUGCAUCUCACUAGCCAACUUGGUGGUGUUAUCAAAGAAUCUACUCAAAUAGCUCUAACAUGGGUAAGGGCAAGAGCAACAGAUCUUAAGUUUUCAGCCGCUGGGGAUAUCAAUUUGCUUGAGAAUCAACAUAUUCAUAUACAUUUUCCAGCAGGAGCUGUACCUAAGGAUGGACCCUCAGCAGGAGUCACUUUGGUAAAAUCUUUAGUUUCUCUAUUUAGUCAAAGAAGAGUUCGAGCACGUACAGCAAUGAUCGGAGAUUACUACCGAGCAUACAUAAUCUAGUUUCUCUGUUGCUCCAUGUACAUACUACUAAUUAUACAUGAUAUAGAUUACUACCGAGCAUACAUAAUCUAGUUUACUACUAAGUAUACAUAUAGGUUAUAUAUCCAAAUUGAUAUUGUAAUUUACAUAUGAAAUGAUGGGUGCUAUUAUUAUAAUCUUGCAUGUUCGAUUAACUGAAUAUUUAUUAAAAGAAAACUAAGAGGGGAAACAAAAUAGCUGAUGGGAUCAUG
Molecule: messenger RNA, 1560 nt
Organism: Magnolia sinica
Lineage: Eukaryota; Viridiplantae; Streptophyta; Magnoliopsida; Magnoliales; Magnoliaceae
Product: lon protease homolog 2, peroxisomal-like
Exons: 6
Coding region: 809-1330 (173 amino acids)
Biological process (GO): protein processing; protein targeting to peroxisome; protein catabolic process
Cellular component (GO): peroxisomal matrix
Molecular function (GO): ATP-dependent peptidase activity; ATP binding; serine-type endopeptidase activity
Source: RefSeq, a predicted model, not a curated record